UGCCAGGUCUGCUGGUAUAGAUCGACAUCAUUUGCCAAGAUAUGUUGGCGUUGAGUUUCGUCUUUAGUUUUAGUUAAAUCUUUGCCAUAAUUCGUUGGCGUAAAGAUAUUUUUGCCAAGAUUCGUUGGCUUUGAGUUUAUUAUGAUGUGUUUAUGUAUUAUGUAUUUAUGUAUUAAGUUUUAGACACCUCUGCAGUAGGUGUUACGCUUCCGAGGUAUGCUCGGAAUGUAGUCGAUCAUUUCUUUCCCUCGAACUCCUUGUGGCGUGGUUUUGAAAUUUUCAUGGAUUUCUAUCAUAAUCCAUGAAAAUUUCUACCAAAGCAGCAAUGUUGUGUUACAGUUGAAUUUUAGAGCUUUUGUUAUGGUGUGAUUUGAGCAAAAAUAGAGUUAGAAAACCCAACCCUAAUCAAAAACAAAUCAACUUGUUCGACCAGAUUUGGCCCACUGUAUCGAACUUUAAAAAGAAAAACCCGACAGCCCACAGUCCACGAAAAACGGAAAAAAAAGAAAAAUAACUGUCAUCGGAUAUUUCCGGACAUCGGUCGAGGCUGCGACAAGACGAAGUUCAAAAAGUGUGGCGGAUUUCCCGCGAAAAGCCCCAGCGAAGCAAAAUUUUCCUGUCCCCUGUUUCAAUCAACGUGUCUGGACAGACAUUUCGACGAGCUGACGAGCUGAGCCGAUUGGCAAUCAUGGCUGGCGAAACCGAUGAGGAGGUUGAGCGACGACGGGGGAGCGCCGAGCAAAAUCAUACCGAGCAGUACGGCAUCGUCGAUCCGGAUCGCAUCAUCAAGAAUCCGCUGCAAUUCCAGUGGACGCUCUGGUAUCAGGAACCGGAUAAGAACAAGUCGUGGGGAGACAAUCUGAACGAGGUGGCCACCGUCGGUGUCGUUGAGGACUUCUGGAGAUUAUACAACCACAUCAAGAGCCCGUCGGACCUGAAGACCGAGUGCGAUUGUUCGCUGUUCGAGCAGGGCAUCCGCCCCAUGUGGGACGACGAGAAGAAUUUCCGCGGCGGCCGGUGGGUGAUCAACGUGCCCCGGCAGCAGCACCACGAAUUGGACAAAUAUUGGCUGGAUACGAUAUUGUGUCGGAUUGGCGAGGUUUUCGAUAAUCCUGAAGAAAUUUGCGGUGCCGUCGUGAACAUUCGACAGAAGACGGAUGAAAUUGCGAUUUGGACCUCCACCGUCAUGAACCGGGACGCGCCGAUGCCGGAGAAGCCGUAAGUCGAUUUUUUUUCCACGUCCGAACCAUCAUUGUGAUGAAGGAGAUUGGGUGGGUGAAAUAAAAGUGGCCAUUAGAAAAUUUUAAAUUA
Messenger RNA from Uranotaenia lowii, 1311 nucleotides. RefSeq names its product eukaryotic translation initiation factor 4E-like. Gene Ontology annotation, molecular function: RNA 7-methylguanosine cap binding; translation initiation factor activity. The transcript has a single exon. NCBI's taxonomy places the organism in Eukaryota, Metazoa, Arthropoda, Insecta, Diptera, Culicidae. Gene Ontology annotation, biological process: translational initiation. Gene Ontology annotation, cellular component: eukaryotic translation initiation factor 4F complex. The record is from RefSeq and is a predicted model, not a curated record. The coding region runs from base 689 to 1222 and encodes 177 amino acids.